UCAUUAUGUAAUGGAUUCCCUUCUUGUUCUUUCACACUUACAGGUGAAGUUACAAAAUGAGCAAGUAUUCAUCCCAGACUUCCAAGACCACCUCUCUGCUGAAAGAUAACAGCUGGAUCAAAAAAUUGGAUAAUGAGGAGGAAAAUGUCGACCAAGACCCAAACUUUGGCAAAUAUGUUCUAGGCCGGAACAGAUCCAAUGAAACACUUGAUAGCGGCUGAAGGAACAAAACCACCAAAACUAUAAGCACAUCAACAUCUGUGCAUGCUCUCAGCAAGAGAUUUGGCGGAAGCCAGGAUGAGCUGAGGAGCAGCCCCCUCCCUUCCAGCAAGACUACAUCCACCUACACCAAAAGCACAUAUUCAACUCUGAAGUCAGAUUCUCCCAAAAGCACCACCACAUUGAAGACUAUUGUCACAGAGGAACCUAAGACAGGCACUGCAACCACUACGGUCACCAAGGACGGAAAAACCACCACUGAGACCAUCAUCACCACCACCCAGAGUGUUAGAUCCCCUGUGUUGAAAAGUCCCACUGAGACGUUCACUGAGCGGGUGAAGUCUUCAAGCAAAGGGGUGUACUCAACCUACUCACCAACCAAAACAACCAAAGUGACUGAGACAACUGUUACCAGCAAUAAAAAUGUGGAGAGCAUCCCCUCGUCUAUCAAGGAUGAUUUCUCACCCACAGACAGCAAAACAACUGUCUCCAAGACUGAGACUGUGCUAGUGAAAAGCAGCAAUGGCACUAAAGCGGGGGACCACGUUUCCGACAAACUCAUCUCAUAUUCUAUCAAGGAUGCUUCAUCACCCAAGGACAGCAAAACAACGGUGUCCAGUACUGAGACUGUGACAGUGAAAAGCAGUGGUAUUGGAGAUGGUUUUAAAAAUACAACCACGACAAAGACUUCCUCCACGGCUGAGGAUGACCUGUAUGACACCCUCCUGCCAAAAUACAUGACAUCUAAUCUGUCUUCUCCUGUCAGCAGCGACCGUAAGAGUUACUCUUACUCCAGACCAGACUCCAGUUAUGAGUACAACAGUGUCACCAGUCCCUCUGUCUACACCACAACAUCAUACAGGAGCAGCAGCAGGUCAGAUGACAGUCUGGCAGAUCCAAUCUACUCUAAAUCCUCCAUGACGAGUGUGUAUGCAUCUCCUGAGAGGACGGUACUUGAGAAAGACCUGUGCACCAUCUGCCGUAAGCCCUUCACUGGUGAUGCCAAGAUGGUCCUGGAUGACAUGCAGAUCAAAUGCCACGCCUCCUGCUUUAAAUGUGAGGUGUGUAACAGCACUCUGGGUCACAUGAAAGCUGGGGACAGCAUGUGGAUCUACAAACGCAUGGUGCACUGUGAGAACUGCUUUGAGGUCACCAGAGAAAAAUGGAGACGCUAAUUUUCCCCCCAAGCCUUCACAUGGACACGUAGCAGUUGUGGUUAAAGAUAAAAUGGAUUAGCCUUCUGUAUAUCAUUAUAUUUUGGGUGACAAGGGUCGUCAUGUACUUUUUGCUUGCUGACAGAGCUUUAUCUGGGUGUUUUGACAGCUGCAUUGUGAAUAUAAUGUUUUAAGUAACAUGCACACUAUUGCAGCUAGGUUUAACGGUUUUGUUGACAUCAUGAGAAUGCUGAUAUGCAGCCUCUAGGGGGACUCUUGUGUGUAACAUGAUUGGAGGUAAUAGGUGCGUUCGAGAAGACGGCGGCUGACUUUCGCCGACAUAUUGGUCUAAUGUGAGCUGCACAUGACUGCAGGGGCGGGUUAUAAAAACGGCCAGUCAUUGAUCUCAACUCACAGCAAGCUGAUGCAGGUACAAUGUGUCCGACAUGACGGCGCCGUUUUUAUACCCCGCCCCUGCAGUCACCUGCAGCUCACAUUAGAUGGCAAAGUCAGGAGCCGUCAUCUCGAACGCACCUAUUUCAAGAUAUGUGGCCGGGGGCUUUUUCUUUGUGCAAUAAAGGAAAUCAAUAUAGCCUAU
Messenger RNA from Micropterus salmoides (largemouth bass), 1971 nucleotides. RefSeq names its product sciellin-like. The record is from RefSeq and is a predicted model, not a curated record. Gene Ontology annotation, biological process: epidermis development. NCBI's taxonomy places the organism in Eukaryota, Metazoa, Chordata, Actinopteri, Centrarchiformes, Centrarchidae. Gene Ontology annotation, cellular component: cytoplasm. The transcript is spliced from 23 exons.